This is a messenger RNA of Quercus robur (English oak), 1472 nucleotides long. RefSeq lists its product as uncharacterized. The coding region runs from base 21 to 1220 and encodes 399 amino acids. The transcript is spliced from 3 exons. Gene Ontology annotation, molecular function: protein binding. Lineage: Eukaryota; Viridiplantae; Streptophyta; Magnoliopsida; Fagales; Fagaceae. The record is from RefSeq and is a predicted model, not a curated record.
AUAUUUUCUGAAUAAAAGCAAUGGAGGUUGUUGAUUAUGAAUAUGAGAUCGGUGUAUGUGGGCAUCGGUGGGCACUGGAAGAGUCAACUGUUCCUAAUCAAGUAGAACAGUGGUUCGCCUUUCAUAUUCCAUACUCAUCUUCUUGUUCUUCUCCGGUAAUCAAGGUACGCCCUUCUUUGCCCGAUCCGUUUUCGUCUGUGAAGUUGUUUGGGGUUCGCAACAGUCAUGCGUACGGAGGGUCCCGUCUGUACACUAUAGGCGGCAUAGAUCCCACCUCCGAUUCCAAAAUAGUCGAUCCCUUAGAUUACAAUAUUUAUAAACUCUGGACCCUAAAGCUUGAUAGCGGCAGCGAUGGUGGUUGGAAGCCUCUUCCUCCCAUGAAUUUUCCUCUUAGACGCUCCUCUUGCUCCAUCGCCCUCGACUCUAAGUUAUAUGUGUUUGAUGGUUUCUCUUCUGAGUUUUCUGAAAAUUGUGGCUGGAUGGAGGUUUAUGACCCCAUCUCAGAUACAUGGGAGUCCUUGCCCAGUCCUCCUCUUCCUCUUCCUGUUCCUCCUUUUUCUGUUCGCAUGUAUGCAGCUCUUGAAUCUAAUCAACAGAUUGUUGUAGCUUUACGUUGUGAUCCCAAAUUGAGCAACUUUUCUACGUUAUUUACUUACAACAUCAGCAAUCGAUGUUGGACAAAACUUGCGCAUCACUUCGUAGUACAUCCUGUGUAUCCUUUCUCAAUUUAUAGAACUCCUGUAGCUGUUGGUAAUACUCUCUAUUGGGGUUCUGUUUACUUCCAUAGAGGCUAUGAUGAUAUCCGUAUACAUGCUCAUGCUUACGAUUUAGAUAGGGAUGAGUGGCUCAUCGGCUCUUUGAACAUUUUUUGCCGUGGCGUCAAGAGCCCAAUUCUUCUGGAGGAUGAACUUCUGGUAGAUAAAGCCCAUACACCACCUUUGCUCCAUUUAGCUGAUCAGAAAUUCUGCAUUUUCCUCCACUCUACCAACCGCAAACACACUUUCCACCACAAUAAGGAAGGCAUUAAGCAUGAUUAUCUCAAUUGUCUCAUACUUGAAAUUUCUCCUCCACCGAUAUUCGAUCAUGACAAGGACAAGGACAAUAGUACGGACCUCGACCAUUUGUGUAUUUCCAUUGUGUCCAUCCAUAAGUUUCCCUUCCAUGACGAACUAUGGUUCCACGAUAGCUUGUUGCUGGAUCAAACAAAAGUUGUCAAAUGAAGCAUUCCUUGAAGGUUAUGCAUCAAGAAACAGAUACCAAGAUUGCUGAGUAGAAGCUUCUUGAGGAAAAAUAAUAGUAAUGGCAAUGGAGAACUAUGGCUGGGAAAGUCCUAUUACUCAGUUAUUUGGUUAUUCCUUUGGCUCAUGGAAUUUUAGAAUUUUUUUAGCUUGUAAUAUUUUGUUGACUUGAUGUAAUGGAUAUUGGAAUGUGAACUUCUAAGUAUAAUGCAUUUCGGAUUUAUUUAUUAUCAA